Messenger RNA from Astyanax mexicanus (Mexican tetra), 1858 nucleotides. RefSeq names its product E3 ubiquitin/ISG15 ligase TRIM25-like. NCBI's taxonomy places the organism in Eukaryota, Metazoa, Chordata, Actinopteri, Characiformes, Acestrorhamphidae. Gene Ontology annotation, molecular function: zinc ion binding. The transcript is spliced from 8 exons. Bases 192 to 1589 code for a protein of 465 amino acids. The record is from RefSeq and is a predicted model, not a curated record.
UUGUUAAUCUUAUUUAUGCUGGAUUGUGUGUGUGUGUUAUUUUGUGCGGUAUCUAUACAGUCCAGGCUCUUUAAGACACACCCUUACUGUGUACGUUCUCUCUCAGAUAGAGGCAGGAAGUUCCCUGCUGUUGUUCAGCUGCUGUUGGGGACGCUGGUGUAUUCACUGCUGGAGAGUUGCUGAGGUGUAGAAUGGCUGAGGGCGGUCUCUCAGUGGACCAGUUCAGCUGUCCAGUAUGUCUGGACCUCCUGAAGGAACCAGUGGCCAUUCCAUGUGGACACAGCUACUGUAAGGUGUGUAUUAAUGACUGCUGGGAUCAGGAAGAUCUGAAGGGUGUGUACAGCUGCCCUCAGUGCAGACGCUCCUUCAGACCGAGGCCUGUGGUGGGUAAGAACACCAUGCUGGCUGAAGUGGUGGAGAAGCUGAGGAAAACUGAGCUCCAGGAUGUUGGUCCUGCUUGUGGUCCUGCUGGACCUGGAGAUGUGGAGUGUGAUUUCUGCACUGGGAGGAAACUCAAGGCUGUGAAGUCCUGCCUGGUGUGUCUGGUCUCUUUCUGUGGGACUCACCUCCAGCCUCAUUAUUCAGUUCCUGCCCUGAAGAAUCACAAGCUGAUCAAAGCCUCCAGAUACCUGCAGGAGCAGAUCUGCUCUCAACACGAGAAGCUGCUGGAGGUUUACUGUCGCACUGAUCAGCAGUGUAUCUGCAUGCUGUGCACCAUGGAUCAACAUAAAGGACAUGAUGCAGUAUGCGCUACAGCUGAAAGAGCUGAGCAGCAGAAGCUGUUGCUGAACGCAAAGAAGGAAUACCAACAAAAAAUCCAGGAGCGAGAGAAGGAGCUCAACAAGCUGAGGAAUGUAGUGGAUUCUCACAAGCGCUCUGCUCAGGCAGCAGUGAGGGACACUGAGAAGAUCUUUACAGAGCUGAUCCGCUGUUUUGAGAUGAAACGCUCUGAGGACUUAGAGCUGAUCAGAGAUCAGGAGAAAGCUGCAGUGAGUCGAGCUGAAAGAGUCCAGAAGCAGCUGGAGGAGGAGAUCGCUGAACUGAGGAGGAGAAACUCUGAGCUGGAGGAGCUUUUAAACACGGAGGACCACGUCCAUUUCCUUCAGAGUUUCCAGUCUCUCUCAGAUCCUCUGGCUUCUACAGUCUUUCCCUCGGUCCCUCCUGUCCACAGUUUUGAGGAGGUAGUGAAGUCUGUGACUGCGCUGAGAAGUAAAGUGGAAGAACUGUGUAAUGUGGAGAUCAAAAGCACAGCAGUUAUAGAUUCCUGUGAGCUCACCCCUGAUUCAGCCACAGUGAAUAAACCUCCCCAACAAAAGAGAAAGGGGAAACAAGUGGCGACCCACACUAAAAGAGGCCAGCGGCGCUCUCCACGGACUCCCAGAUCUGAGGAUUGUGUUCAAGGAAUGCUUGGAGAGUACUAUGGUAAUUUCCCAGAAGGAGCGUUAUUUGGUCCUCGGGAUCCCGGCUGGUACCCAUGCCCCCCUAAUGCAAUGGAGCAAUGGGUGCAAGGGUGGGAGACAGUCCAAAACAAGAAGCGAGGGAGGAAGAGAGGUGGUCAGAGCAAUAAUCCAUACUAUUAUUUCUACUGACCAGAGCAACGACUGAACAACUGCAGAGCCCUGGAGCCGUGUGACACACAUGAUAAUAACUGUGAUGAGUGACAGUUUUAUACCAAUAUUAUGAUCAUAAUUCUAAGGAUGCACAGAAUAUUCAGCAACUGAUAUUAUUUUGACAUCAUAUCAUAAAAUAAAAAAAACAUUUUACAAUUAGUGUUGUUAAAAUAAAUAUUUGAUAAUUCAUGUAUUCCAUUUAUACAGUUUUUAAUAAAAUCACAUGACACAUGUGAAUAUACAGCACA